Malania oleifera is the source of this 1531-nucleotide messenger RNA. RefSeq lists its product as uncharacterized. Bases 360 to 944 code for a protein of 194 amino acids. The record is from RefSeq and is a predicted model, not a curated record. NCBI's taxonomy places the organism in Eukaryota, Viridiplantae, Streptophyta, Magnoliopsida, Santalales, Ximeniaceae. The transcript has 6 exons.
AAUCCUGAGCAAUUUAAAACUGCCGGGUUCUGGAGUCUUCCAUGGGCCUCUGCGUCUUAGGAGAGAGCCGAUCUCUCCCGAGACUCCUUCGUCCCAUCCUCUGUUUUCUGUCUUUCUCCUACCCCCACUUUCGAUUCUCGGGAAAACUUGGCCUGGUUCCGUGUUCUACUCGUCAAAGCAAAGAUGUAGUCCGCGUCGAUUCCAGAAUUUGAUGUUUCCCCAUCUGGGUUUCGUCUAUUUUUAGAGAUUUCGGGAAAUUCGUCGACAUUAAAUACGAUAAUCUGAGGAGGGGGAACUGUUCUUCCUCGGUUCUUUCUCUGUUUUUCCUCUGGGCUUGAUCUGCUGGGAUUAAUUUAACAAUGGCGGCCGAGGAAGACAAGAGCAGCGACUUGUAUGCUGUUCUGGGUUUGAAGAAGGAAUGCACUGCCACGGAGCUCAGGAAUGCUUACAAGAAACUAGCACUGAGAUGGCACCCAGAUCGUUGUUCAGCGCCGGGGAAUUCAAAGUUCGUGGAAGAAGCGAAGGAGAAAUUCCAAUCCAUACAAGAAGCCUAUUCUGUUCUAUCUGACGCCAACAAAAGAUUUCUGUACGACGUAGGAAUCUACGAUAGUGAUGAUGACGAAAACGGGAUGGGAGAUUUCUUGAACGAGAUGGCAGCUAUGAUGUGCGAUACGAAGCCAAGCGGCAAUGGAGAAGAGAGCUUUGAGGACUUGCAGGAGCUGUUUGAAGAGUUGUUUCAGAGGGACAUAGGGGGAUUUGGGUCUGCCUCUAACACAGUAUCUUCUUCUUCUUCAUGUUCUUCGUCGUCCUCGUUUGUUUCUUGCAGUGCGAACUCCAGUGCCAACAAGCGAAAUUCUUCUGAAAUGAAUUCUGGAAGGACUAAGGUGGGGGGCUCCUCUAAUUUUGAUGGUCACUUCCAGACUUUCUCUUUAGGGGUUGGUUGAACAUGGGGAAGAUUCUAAUAAGGGGAAAGGGGCAAGAGGGAACUCGAGAGCGUGUGGUGGCAGUAGGCAGAGAAAUGGCAGGAAGCAGAAGGUGUCAUCUGGCCAUAACGUCUCAUCCUAUGACUAAUCUAUUGCUAGCAUUUCGACUCUUAGAUUCAUUAUUUGCGAAUGGGUGAAGGCAACCCAUCGAAGGCAAGUUUAGUCAUUUAUGUAUUGACUCUAGUGUUGAAUAGAUAGACAGCGAAUCAUGAGGUUAUUGGAAAGCACUUUUAUGGUGAAAUCUCUGGUAAUAUGGGAGGCGGAAGAAGCAGAAGCAGAAGCAGCAGCAGCAUUCAGCAAGGCUCAGCUGAAGAAGCAAUGGUGUUAUACGUUGGAGGUGCUUACAUCUUCUGGAGUGUAGGCUGAAGAAGCUUUUUACCCGUGUCCGAAAUUUCCUUGUUAUUUUUCUGCCAUUUAUUUUCCUGUGGUGGUGCAAGUGCCCAUUUGAAGGUAUGCGAUGUUCCUAGUGUUUCUCGUUUCAUUUCUUUACGUUACUGUGUUUGGAUGAAGAAAUGAAGAUAAGAUUGCCUCUAGCAUUUCCCUUUCAA